Molecule: messenger RNA, 1515 nt
Organism: Trichosurus vulpecula (common brushtail)
Lineage: Eukaryota; Metazoa; Chordata; Mammalia; Diprotodontia; Phalangeridae
Gene: PCNA
Product: proliferating cell nuclear antigen
Exons: 6
Coding region: 214-999 (261 amino acids)
Biological process (GO): regulation of DNA replication; mismatch repair; translesion synthesis
Cellular component (GO): PCNA complex
Molecular function (GO): DNA polymerase processivity factor activity; DNA binding
Source: RefSeq, a predicted model, not a curated record
AAUCGAGGAGGCGGGCGGUUACGCCGUGACGUCACAGCGACUUGCCGGCGAGAGCGCGAGCUGGAGAAGCGGAGCCUCAUUUGGUUAGAGGCGGCUGUUGCGUGUGCUGCUCUGCGCCCGCGUCUCCGACCUCGCUUCGGUGGCUGAGCCCAGCUCUCUGUCGUCCCCGCUUUGCUUUUCCUCGCUUCUGCUCUGGUAUUCUCGUUCGCCACCAUGUUCGAGGCAAGGCUAGUGCAGGGCUCCAUCCUCAAGAAGGUGCUGGAGGCGCUGAAAGACUUCAUCAAUGAGGCCUGCUGGGACAUCAGCUCGGGCGGGGUGAACCUGCAGAGCAUGGACUCGUCCCACAUCUCCCUGGUGCAGCUCACCCUCCGCUCGGAGGGCUUCGAUACCUACCGCUGCGACCGCAACCUGGCCAUGGGCGUUAAUCUCACCAGCAUGUCCAAAAUAUUAAAAUGUGCCAGCAAUGAAGAUAUUAUUACCCUAAGGGCCGAAGACAAUGCAGAUACACUUGCGUUGAUAUUUGAGGCACCAAAUCAGGAAAAGGUAUCAGACUAUGAGAUGAAAUUAAUGGAUUUAGAUGUUGAACAGCUUGGAAUUCCAGAACAAGAAUAUAGUUGUGUGGUAAAAAUGCCUUCUGGUGAAUUUGCACGAAUCUGUCGGGAUCUCAGUCAUAUUGGAGAUGCUGUUGUAAUUUCCUGUGCAAAAGAUGGUGUAAAAUUUUCUGCCAGUGGAGAACUAGGAAGUGGAAAUGUAAAACUAUCACAGACAAGUAAUGUUGACAAAGAGGAGGAAGCUGUUACAAUAGAGAUGAAUGAGCCAGUUCAGUUGACCUUUGCACUUCGAUACCUGAAUUUCUUUACCAAAGCCACUCCACUGUCUCCUACAGUAACACUCAGUAUGUCUGCAGAUGUACCACUUGUUGUAGAGUAUAAGAUUGCAGAUAUGGGACACUUAAAAUAUUACCUGGCUCCCAAGAUUGAGGAUGAAGGAGGAUCUUAGACAUACUUCAUUUCUAAGAAGAUAAAGGGAAAAAAGCUCUUGAAAAGAGAACCGCUUUUGAGAUUUUCAACAAUAUGUUUAACUGUUAAGUCUCUUCAGUCUUAACUUUCAAUUUGUACCUCUAGGUACACAUAUGUAGAUAACUUUCUGUAAAUAUAGUGCUUCUCUCCACAUAAUUUGUUUUAAAAAAUCCAAAGUUGGAUCUUAAUACUAUUAUCCUAGACCAUGCCUUAUUUAGAAAUUCUAUUUUAGAUGUUUUUAUACCAACAAACUCCUUUUGUAAUUCUAACAGAAAAGGGGGGUGUUUUCAAUUUAAAUAAAGUUAUAUACAAAUUGAGCUCUUAACAGAGUAGUGCUUUGACACAGGACCCUGUUCUGCUGCAAAAAUUUUCAUGGAUUCUCAGCUAUAGCUAUUAUUAAUGUAAAAAUUACUGUCCAGUAUUUUUAUUUUUCACCCUGGAGCUGUUGAAUAUAAAGCAUUGUGGAAAUAGGAAUAAAAGGAUAUUAUUUCGAAUA